UCUCCUGAAGAUCCGCAUCACCACCAGACGCCUCGUCACAGGUUCCUUACGCCUACCGAAUGGGGAAUUAUUGCUCACGGGAUUGGUGGCAUCCGGGAUCGGGAACAGCAGGCGCCAAUUCAUCCAACCAGUUGGAUCUGGCCUCCAAAGGGCAUGCCUCGGGGCUUGUACAAGGACACUGUAACUCAGCGUACCAAGUUCUUCUAUCUCUACCAUGCGUCUAGUGGCAUCAGGUGGAUCUUGAUGCUGUUGCAGCUCUUCAUUGGGGCGACGCUGACUGCACUUGGCUCCAUGUCCUUUGAACAAGGUACUCCAAUCACGGUUUUGGGGGCUGCAAACACCGUCAUCGCCGGGCUCCUCGCCUUCUUGCAGAACAGUGGUCUGCCUGAUCGCUACCGAUUCGACAAAUCCGAGUUCGAAGCGCUGGAGGACCACAUCAAGGAAAUCCUCGACUCCGGCAUUGCUCCAGCGGACCAAGCUACUGACCAGAUCCUUGCGGAGUGCUUCGACUUAUAUCAAGAUGCCAAAGCAACGGUGUCUGCAAAUCUGCCGGCCAACUAC
Molecule: messenger RNA, 561 nt
Organism: Trichoderma virens Gv29-8
Lineage: Eukaryota; Fungi; Ascomycota; Sordariomycetes; Hypocreales; Hypocreaceae
Exons: 1
Source: RefSeq, a predicted model, not a curated record